AUGUCAACAUCAACAACCACUAGACCAAUUGUUAUUUCAGGACCUUCAGGGACUGGUAAAUCAACUUUAUUGAAAAAAUUAUUUGCUGAAUAUCCAAAUAAAUUUGGUUUUUCAGUAUCAAAUACAACUAGAAAACCAAGAGAAGGGGAAGUAAACGGUAAAGAUUAUCAUUUUGUAACAGUUGAUGAAUUUAAAGAUUUAAUUGCACAUAAUAAAUUUAUUGAAUGGGCUCAAUUUUCAGGAAAUUAUUAUGGUACAACUAUAAAAGCAGUUAAAGAUGUUGCAGAUACUGGUAAAAUUUGUUUGUUGGAUAUUGAUAUGCAAGGUGUAAAAUCUGUUAAAAAUACUGAUUUAAAUGCAAAAUACCUUUUCAUAAGUCCUCCUUCUAUAAAAGAAUUAAGAGAAAGAUUAGAAGGUAGAGGUACUGAGACCAAGGAAAGUUUAGAAAAAAGAUUGGAUGCAGCUACUAAUGAAAUGGAAUAUGCUGAAACUGGUGCUCAUGAUUUAAUAAUAGUUAAUGAUGAUUUAGAUAAAGCUUAUAUUGAAUUUAAAAAUUUUAUUUUAGAUCAAUAG
Messenger RNA from Lodderomyces jiufengensis, 573 nucleotides. It is a transcript of the gene GUK1, whose product is annotated as guanylate kinase. Gene Ontology annotation, cellular component: cytosol. Gene Ontology annotation, biological process: purine nucleotide metabolic process. The transcript has a single exon. The coding region runs from base 1 to 573 and encodes 190 amino acids. Gene Ontology annotation, molecular function: GMP kinase activity. The record is from RefSeq and is a predicted model, not a curated record. NCBI's taxonomy places the organism in Eukaryota, Fungi, Ascomycota, Pichiomycetes, Serinales, Debaryomycetaceae.